AUGGGGGAACUCAAGUUCUUCCUUAGGCUUCAAAUCAAGCAAGCUAGGGAUGACAUCUUCAUCAACCAAGCCAAGUGCACUAAAGAAUUGAUGAAGAGGUUUGGGAUGGAGAAUAGCAAGCCAAGUAGAACUCCAAUGAGCACAAACACCAAACAUGACAAUGAUGAAAAAGGAAGAUCGAUUGAUGAAAAGCUCUAUAAAGAGUCUCAUUUGCAUGCUGUUAAACGUAUUCUCAAAUACUUGAAUGGUACAUUGCAUUUAGGUCUAUGGUAUCCUAGAAAUGCAUCCUUUGAUUUAUGUUCCUACUCGGAUGCCGACUUUGCUGGAAGCAUCCUUGAUAGGAAGAGUACCUCAGGUACUUGUCAACUCCUGGGACACUCUUUAGUUUCUUAG
Molecule: messenger RNA, 393 nt
Organism: Hevea brasiliensis (rubber tree)
Lineage: Eukaryota; Viridiplantae; Streptophyta; Magnoliopsida; Malpighiales; Euphorbiaceae
Exons: 2
Coding region: 1-393 (130 amino acids)
Source: RefSeq, a predicted model, not a curated record